Trypanosoma theileri is the source of this 1029-nucleotide messenger RNA. RefSeq lists its product as uncharacterized. The record is from RefSeq and is a predicted model, not a curated record. Lineage: Eukaryota; Euglenozoa; Kinetoplastea; Trypanosomatida; Trypanosomatidae. The transcript has a single exon. Bases 1 to 1029 code for a protein of 342 amino acids.
AUGGCCGUUAUGAUGAUGAUGAUGCGCCGUGUGUCGUGUAUUUUGGUUCUUUUAUUUUGCUUUUCCUGCAGUCUAGUGUUGGCUGGUGAUCUUGUUUCUGAAGAGAGCGUUGACCUCCCACUGGGUGGUAGUGCUGCUAAAGGAGGUGGUCAACCCGGUGUUCCACUUGAGGAAACACAAGCAGAAUUACAGAGACCGGGUUUACAAGAAACAACUGGUGCUCCUACACAUAGAGAUGAUAAAGAAGAGACGGAGGAUAUAGUUGAUAGUCAUGAAUUAGGAACAAUGGCUGAAGAAGCAACUCCUCUGGGUGGUGAAGGUCAACAUAAUCUUCAAACUGAUCAUCAAGCACCCCAUUUAGGAGGAGAUAAUCUCCCUUCUUCUCAACUUCUAUCUUCUACCUCAGUGCUAACUGGAGAAAAUAACCGGUCGGAUGCCUCUGCUUUAUCUUCCUCCUCUUCUUCAACAGUUUCAGUAGGCAGAGUUGAACUUGAGAAUGCAGAGAAAGUGGAAAAGGUAGAGAGCCCGCCAAACAAGGAAACGAAAGCAAACAGUGAAUCGACAGAUAACGAUAGCGUCCACGAACCACCUGCCAAUCAAAUAAAUACAGUGAACUCUGACAGUACACACAUCUCCCAAAACACGGAUCAGGAACAGUCACCUGAAACCUCACAGAGUUCUCAGGUGCAGAAUGGUACAAACGAUGCAGAGAGGAGCAACACAGAACCUCAAGAGACUCCGGUAAAACAACCUUCUUCUGCAUCUCCCACUACUUCAGCUACGGAAAAUACCAGUGAUACCAAUAACUCAGCGAACACGAACACUGAGUCUCCCAAUACAAUCAGUAAUGAGGAAUCAACCACCACCACCACCACCACCACAACAACAACAACAACAACAACACUUCCUCCUGAACUCAUAAACAACAAGAAGGGUGAUGCAGACAGCAGCAGCAGUAUCAGCAGUUCUGUGUGGGUGCGUGUACCACUACUGAUUCUAGUUACACUGACCUGUAUUCUUGUGUGCUGA